UAAACUCUACAUAACAACUAAAGUGGGCUUAAAAAUCAUAAACUUUAAUAGAGCCCAAUAAUUAUCUUAUCUCUUAAACACACUUAAAAAACGGUUUAAUCUUAAUGACAAUUUUCUCAAAAAGAAAGAGACAACUCACAAAGCAAAGCAUCAUAGUCAACAUCACAUGUUCUAAUCUCUAAACACCUCACACAGCACAAAAACACUUCACACACAGAAAAACAAAUACAAAAACUGUUAUGGGCACAAAUCCAACACCACCACCGCAUCAAAAACUAACCCACCCCAAAAACGACGUCGUUUUCUCACCAAUCCUUCAACCAUACAAUCAAACGCGCGAUUCUCGACGCCGCGCAAAUUCCCCUCCGCCGUUCACAUUAACCACCAUCCUCUCCGCCGCGAUCUCAUGGCUCCGAAACCGACGGAUCCGUUUCAUCUUCCUUCUCCUCUGUUCUCCUCUCAUCUUUAUCUUCCUUUUCAUCGCUUUCCCUUUCCUAUGCAUCACCGAAAUCUGCCUCCGACGCCGUUUAUGGAGAAAACUUCUUCGUGGAUUCUCCGGUGAUGAUUCCGCCGAUCGGCUUCGAAGAUGUGAGGAAGGUUGUUGUCACGAUGAUGAAGAAGAAGAGAAGGGUUUGUUGCAUAGAUAUUUGGAGGAUCAGCUUUUUCUUGUGAGAUCGAUGUAUGAAUGUGGUGGUGAUGAUGAAGAAGAACUUGUUGAAGAAGAUGAAGAAGAUUAUAAAUCUCCUUUGUUGUUGAGAUAAUGAUGAUUAAUGUUAAUGUAAUAAUUAAUACAUAAUUUUGUAUAUAUAGAUAGGGAUUAAGGAAAAACACUUGUAAUUUUGAUUAUUGAUUUUGUUGUGUUUGUUUAUAGAUCGAAAGAAAUUGAAUUGAGAUUUUCUUGUAACUUGGAUCAUAACCAUUUUUUCUUUUGCUUUUGGGUGAUAUUUUAGUUUGACAAGAAAAUUAAAAUUAGCAGAAAACUGUGAAAUGUCACUUGUAUGUACAAUGGAAGAGUAUUAAUGGAUUACAUUUUAGUUUGAUGUUUAA
This is a messenger RNA of Medicago truncatula (barrel medic), 1047 nucleotides long. RefSeq lists its product as uncharacterized. Bases 240 to 761 code for a protein of 173 amino acids. NCBI's taxonomy places the organism in Eukaryota, Viridiplantae, Streptophyta, Magnoliopsida, Fabales, Fabaceae. The transcript has a single exon. The record is from RefSeq and is a predicted model, not a curated record.